Helianthus annuus (common sunflower) is the source of this 4362-nucleotide messenger RNA. Its product is annotated as retrovirus-related Pol polyprotein from transposon TNT 1-94. The record is from RefSeq and is a predicted model, not a curated record. Bases 1258 to 3120 code for a protein of 620 amino acids. Lineage: Eukaryota; Viridiplantae; Streptophyta; Magnoliopsida; Asterales; Asteraceae. Gene Ontology annotation, molecular function: nucleic acid binding. The transcript is spliced from 4 exons.
CUCUAUCUCUCAUAUCCUCCCUUUUUAAUGGAGAACUUCAUAUUCAUCUCAGAGAGGAACAAAAUUCAUAAACAAAGUUAUCAAAAAUUCAUACACACACCUGUGAAUUGAAUAGAUGACCAGACUUGAAUCAAGAUGAAUGGUGGCUAAUCCAUGAUGAAGAUGAUGAAUUGAAGAUGUUGUUGUACAGAGAUGAGAAGAAAAGUGCGUGCGUCGUCUGAGGAAAAAGAUGGAGGUUACAGUUUUAUGAUUUUGGGGUUUAAGUGUAACUUUGAGGGCUGAUUGUCAUGUUGGAGCAUACUUGGAGGUUUAAAGUGAAAGUUUCAAUGUUACAAGAUAUAAAAGGAGCUUAUGCGAUCAUUAUUGAGUUUGUAAUCACUUUAUCAGCUUCACUUGCUCUGCUAGGGUUUCAGUCUUGAUUCUGAGUUUUGUAAAUAACAAUCUCUCAUCUGUAUCUGAGAGAUUGUUCUGGUUAGAUUGUUCUGUAUUGUUGAUGAUCAUCAGUGAAUGAUCAUCAUCAUCUGUUUUGUACUUUGUAUUCUGUAUUUGAUCUUACUAUUGUAAGAUCUGAUCUUACUGUUGUAAGAUCUUUGGGUAUUUGGGGGGCAAAUCAUUUUGGGUUGGUUUAAUAAGAUUUUGUCACCUGUUUUUGUCGCUAUUUCUGUUGUUUUGUUUGUGAUUGUGUUACAAUGAUAUAUUUUAUUUCCGCUGUUUUGAUCUGAUUUGGUUGUUGCUUGUGUAGGUCUGCUUCAAGUUGCAGAUCUGUUCUUGAUAGUGUUAGAUCUUCUGGAUCUUGGGAGAUUUGUUGAUAUUCAAACCCUAGCUAGGGUUUCUUACAUCUUGUUGAAGAACUGUGUUGGUCUCUAAACCCUUGAAGGUUUAGGGCAAACUGACCAGUUUAUUUGUUCUUGAUAUUGUAUAAAAACUUCAGAUCUGUUUAGAUCUGGUGUUUUUUUGGAUAGCUUGCACCCACUGUGAGAUCUUUCUAUCUCCUCUCUUUAUUUUGUAUUGGUUGGCUUAGUUGAAGUCGGUGUAGUGAGGACCGACACUUGAUUGUUUGAUUUUGUCUAUCUGUGUUUUUUGUUUGUUGGUUCUUGUUAUUUGUAUCUGGCUCAUGUAUUAAGACCUGUCCAGGCACUAUAAGUGACGAACCUGGAAUCUGGACACUGAUACAGCUUCGCCUUAGGGUUUGUUGUGUUCUUAUCUUGUUGUGUGUAUAUUUGUUGUUUGUGUUUGUUUUGUUAUUGGUUGUUGACCAUGACUGGUAAAGAUGAUAAUGCUGGGUCUUCUCAGACCUUGAUUAGUAAGUUGGAUAUAGGAGAUCCAUUGUUUUUGCAUCCUAGUGAUUCUAGCUCCUUAACUAUAGUUGGUAUAAAACUAAAGGGAACUAAAAAUUAUAGGGUGUGGUCUAGUGCUAUGAAAUUGGCUCUUGAAGCCAAAAAUAAAUUUGGAUUUAUAGAUGGUAAAUGUAAAAAGAAUACUGAUGAUGAAGUUCUAAGUAGCCAGUGGGACAGGUGUAAUUCAGUUGUUUUAAGUUGGUUGUUAAACUCUGUUUCUGAGGAACUAUACUUAGGGCAAGUGUUCUCUAAGUUAGCCUCAGAAGUCUGGAUUGAUCUAAAAGAAACUUAUGACAAGGUUGAUGGCUCUAUAGUGUAUGACUUAUAUAAAAAAAUUAAUUGUAUUACUCAAAAUGGGAGUUCUGUUUCUGAAUAUUAUCAUAAGUUGAAUACAAUGUGGAAGCAGUUUGAUGCUGUGCUUCAACUGCCUACUUGUUCAUGUCAAGCUGCUAAAGAUUUCAAUGAUUUUUCUACCUUAAUCAAACUAAUGCAGUUUCUUAUGGGCUUAGAUGAUGUCUAUCAGCCUGUAAGAACUAAUCUGUUAACCAGAGAGCCAUUACCUACUGUCAAAGUUGCUUUUUCAAUUGUGUCAAGAGAAGAGUCACACAGGAAUUCUAGUGUUGGAUCUAAAACUCAGAGUGUGUCUUUUGCUUCUAAAAUCAACCAAACAUUUGAACAAAAAAAGAAAGAACUUAGAGGUCCUAACUCUAAUCUAAAAUGUACCCAUUGUAAUAAAAUUGGUCAUACUGUUGACAGAUGUUUUGAGUUGAUUGGGUAUCCUCCAAGUUUCAAAAAGAAACCUGGAGGUCAGGCUGGGAAAAAUUUCUCUAAUUCUAGGUCAAAUAUAUCUUCUGUUCCUUCUGUUCCUCAGUUUUCUUCAGAGCAGGUUGCUAAACUUUUGAGUUUGUUGGGUGAAAAAACUAGCACUGAGUCUCAGUCACCUAAUAUGGGAGGUGAGUCAAACUGUGUGUUUGGUUCUUUAGAUAAGUUUGUUUGUUGUUCUAGUCUUAUAAAUUUUGGUUUUGAUAAUAAUUGGAUUUGUGAUUCUGGUGCUAAUCAACAUAUGGUCAAAAAUGAUAAAGAUAUGUUCAACUGUAUUGAUGUGUCUGAAUUUGAUUUAACUGUUUCUCAUCCUAAUGGAACUAAAGCUAAAGUGUCAAAAAUUGGUAAUAUAGAACUUGCUAAAGAUGUUGUUUUAACUGAUGUAUUCUUUGUUCCAUCUUAUAAUGUAAAUUUGUUGUCUGUUUAUAAGUUGUCUAAAGAUAAUCAAAUUACUGUUGUUUUUAAUGAAAAUAACUGUUUACUUCAGGAUUCGAAAUCAAAGAAAGUGUUGGUGAUUGGUAAACAAGAUAAUGGUCUUUACUUUGUUAAUAAAGGUGAUAGCACUGUUAACUUGUGUUUUAAUAGUUUGAACAACAGUAAUUUGUGGCACAGUAGGUUGGGUCAUCCUGCUGAUCAGGUCUUGUCAGUUUUAAAAGGUGAUUUAGGGAUUGCUGAGAGUACAAAACAUAAUCCUUGUGAAGUUUGUCAUAGAGCUAAACAAGUGAGAGUGCCUUUUCCUUUGAGUGAACAUAAAACAAAACAGUUAGGUGAUAUAAUUCACUUAGAUGUUUGGGGACCUUAUAAAGUAACUAGUAAAGAUGGUUUCAAAUACUUCUUAACUGUUGUUGAUGAUUAUACACGUGCUGUUUGGUGUUAUUUGCUAAAAAGUAAGUUGGAAGUUGUUGAGAACAUUGAAAGUUUUUAUGAGUUAGUGUUAACUCAGUUUAAGAAAAAAAAUUAAAGUGUUCAGGAGUGAUAAUGGAACUGAAUUUGUGAAUAAUAAAAUGGAAGUAUUUUGUAAACAAAAAGGAGUUUUACAUCAGACAUCCUGCUCCUACACACCACAACAAAAUGGUGUUGUAGAGAGAAAACAUAGACAUCUUUUAAAUCUGGCAAGAUCUCUGUUGUUCCAAAGUGGUGUUCCACUUAAUUUUUGGUCUGAAUGUGUAUUAACUGCUGUUUAUAUCAUUAACAGGUUGCCUUCUUUUGUGUUGUUAGGUAAAAGUCCCUAUGAGUUAAUGUUUGGUUUUAAACCCUCAUUUGCACAUUUUAGAGUGUUUGGUUGUUUGUGCUUUAGUACUAUAUUGAAUAAUUCAGAUAAGUUGUCUUAUAAUGCUGAAAAGUGUAUUUUGAUUGGUUAUUCUAAUGUUAAAAAAGGUUAUAAAUUGUGGAGUUUAGAUAACAAAAAAGAGUUUUAUUCUAGAGAUGUCAAAUUUUAUGAAACUGUUUUUCCUUAUAAGUCAACCAGUUUAAUCAAUCAAGAUGUUUGUUUAACUGAAAAAUUAAAUCAUCUGAUUUUUUUUGAUAGUAUUGAGGUAUUAACAACUAAACCUGUUAUUCCCAAUGAUGAAGAGGGGAGUAAUCAAACUCAUGAGGUUACUGGUGAAGAUCAGCAACCAAUUCUCUCUACAUCUGCCACUCCUAACAGUGCUGAUCAACAGCAUUCUGUAGGUGGAGUUGAAAGUAGUAGUAGUAGUGAAGAAUCUGGUAGGGCAGAGGACACUAGUAUCUCACAUGAUGAGUUUAACCCAUCUGAGGGAACAAGUCCUUCAGGUGAAAUGUAUAAGUAUAUGGGUAUAUUAGUUCCACCCCCAUCCACCACCACGAGUUUAUCCGGACCAGUGCCCGUUCUUUACACAGUAGGCUGACCCCUGCCAUCCUUUACCAAGCCCAUCCCGUCUAUGCAGGCUUACGACCCGUGCUAUACUCAGCCUGACCUUUCCAUGCCACAUUUUACUCGGUCCUGCUAAAGCAUGCCGCUGUUUCCUAUGUCUGGCCUUUCCAUGCAGGCUCCUGGCACGUCCUAUACGCGGCACUGCUCGUCACCCUCUAUUAGGCGUGGCCCGAACUUCACGGAGGAGGAGAUCGCUGAGUCUGACGAGGAUUGAUGACGAUAGUGGUUUAUUUUAUUAUUAUAUGAUGCAAUAUUGUACGAACAAUUGAAUUUAAUUUUAAGUAUUUGUAAUAAUGUUUAAUUUGGAUA